Messenger RNA from Hyphopichia burtonii NRRL Y-1933, 1578 nucleotides. RefSeq lists its product as uncharacterized. NCBI's taxonomy places the organism in Eukaryota, Fungi, Ascomycota, Pichiomycetes, Serinales, Debaryomycetaceae. The record is from RefSeq and is a predicted model, not a curated record. Gene Ontology annotation, molecular function: protein binding. The coding region runs from base 1 to 1578 and encodes 525 amino acids. The transcript has a single exon. Gene Ontology annotation, cellular component: cytoplasm.
AUGAAAUCUUAUGUUGAAAAUGUUAAAAAUGUAGUCUAUGAAAAUACGACAGUGUUAGAAAUGGGAUCACUCGACAAACUAAAGGGUCCUGAAUUCUCCCAGAAAAAGUUCGAAAAACUCAGCUUCGCUAUUGAAUAUAACGAUGAAUUUGAAAGUAAUUUAAAAGCGAUUUCUGAUUUCAUUGAGACGAAACCAAAAGUGAUUACUGAUGCAGAAGAAAUAGCUUACCAUUUUCACUUUGAUCAUCGUAAAAAGUGGGUCGAAUACAGAGAUUAUGAAAAACAAGAAUAUAAGAGAUUUUUAGAUGUUUUGAAUAAAGUUGCUGGUUCAAAGGUUGUUCAAUGUUCGAUAAUCAAUAAAUAUGAACUUCAUACCGUAUAUUUGACAGAACGAAACGACUUGGCCCAAUUGGGUCAAGAAAUUCAAGAAGAUAUACAAAAUUGGCCCAAUUUAAAAAUCUUUGAUUAUGCUGAUAAUUAUGUGCGUUUCUUACCAGGAGUAAGGUUCCCAAAUUCGUUAGAAGUCAUAAACAUGGGAGGUGGAUAUUCAUUAGAGACUUUAUCUGGAUUCAAAAUGCCACCAAAUUUAAAGACAUUGAAUGUUAAUAGUGGAUCUAUUACAAGUAUUGAUAAUAUUGUUUUCCCAAUUACACUUGAAAGACUAAGCUUAAGUGAUAAUAAAAUUUAUUUUUUGAAUUCGGUAGACUUCCCAUCAAGACUAACCCACCUUGAUAUUUCUCAAAACAGAAUAGAAACGUUGAAGAAUGUUAAUUUUCCAAGGAAUUUGAAAUCGUUAUCCGUUUCAUUUAAUCCAAUUGAAAACAUUAGAGGAGUUAAGUUUCCCGAGGGUUUAGAGUACUUGGAUUUAUCAUGUAUACCGAACGAAUCGAUGACUGGGGUCAAGUUCCCUGAUCUGUUGAUUUCAUUAAAUUUACAACAAUCUAUGGCUAAUACAAGAGGUUUAAAACUACCAGCAUUUGUUAAAAAAAUUAAUUUAUCGUCUAAUGGAGUAAAUAGUAUCAAUCCAUUGAAAUUGCCGAAUAGUAUUGAAAGUUUAUAUUUGAGUUAUAACAAUAUUAAGACUUUAAAUAAAGUGAUAUUUCCAACAACUUUAAAAGAACUAUACCUUGGGAAUAAUUUGAUUACAACACUUAAAAAUGUUCAAUUUCCAGUUACAUUAGAGGUGUUAGACCUUGAGAUGGAUCCCGAUGUUGAUGAACAAGAAAAGCAUAUCACAACUUUGAAAGACGUUGUGCUACCACCCAACUUGAAAACUUUAAAACUCGGAUACCACUCAAUAAAGUUCAUCGAAACUAUCGAUUUUCCCGUGAACUUAGAGUAUUUAAGUUUAGCAUACAAUGAAUUAAAAGUGAUAAGAAAUGUUAGAUUCGGUCCCAACUUGAAAACAUUAGAUCUUAGUGGUAAUCAAGAAUUAACCAGUAUUGAUAAUUUGAUGAUCCCUGAAUCAGUAACCGAUUUGAGAAUACCAUCACAAUUAGUCAAUUAUUUACCCAUUUAUAUUGUUGAAAGAGCAAAUAGUAACAAGAUGGUUAUUACAAAAUCAGAACCAUUUAUAUAA